AUGGUGUCGGGAGCGGGCGUCGGGGGAGGAGUAGGGGGAGCGGGAGUUCCGCCGACCGCAAGCGCGCUCGGUCGUCCCGGGAUCGGCUCUGUUCCGAGCAGCAGCGCGAGCGGAGCGGGUACGAGCAGGGUAUGGGGGGGUAAAGUAGCGCCUUACUCGGCACGAGCGCAGGAGCAGGAGCAGCGUGAGCAGCGGGAGGUGCGGGAGGUGCGGAAUCAGCAGCGACAGCGGGAGACGCGGCAGCGCAGCGACGGCAGCGCGCACGUGGGGAGCUCCCCUACGCGGACCAGCAGCAGCAGCGGCGGCGGCGGCGGCGGCGGCGGCGGCAACAGCGGCCUCAGCGGCGGAAGCAGCAGUAGGGGCAGGGGCAGCAGCGAGCGCAGCUCCGGAAUCGGGUCAGGCGGAACAGAGGCGUUCGGAACUCCGCCCGAAUCCCCGUCGGGGUCCGACAGUUACCAGCACAGGCCCAAGCGGCAGUUCGCGGGGAGAAGCGCUGAGCGGGAGGGGGAGUCGCCGGGGGAGAGGGGGCUGUCCGCGCAGGGAGGGGGUCGGGAGGGUGCGCGCAGUGGCUUCGCGAUCGGAGGGGAGCGGCCAGUCACGUCGAGGCAGCUGUUCGGGGGGAAGGGGGAGGCGGAAGGGGAGGGGGAGGGGCUGCGGCGGCGGAAGCAGGCUGGCGCGGGCGCGGGGGGAGUCGGGGCUGCAGGCGCGGGGGGUCGAGGUGAAGUGGGUGGUGCUGGGAGCAAGGGGCGAGAGGGGUUGGCCGAGGGACAAGCGGCAGGAGAAGGCAGGGGAGUGGGGCAGGUUGUGAAUGAGAGUGGUUCGGCGCGGUGGCGUGGGGUGCAAGGUGGAGAGAGAGGAGUAGGCACAGCAGCCUGGGCAACGGCGCCUCCCCCUGUGUUAG
Molecule: messenger RNA, 901 nt
Organism: Closterium sp. Naga37s-1
Lineage: Eukaryota; Viridiplantae; Streptophyta; Zygnematophyceae; Desmidiales; Closteriaceae
Source: the annotation of a GenBank genome assembly